AUGGGUAUUCGAUGUGAAUUUCCACAUAAGUUAAAUAACGUUCUUCUUUAUGGUGAAUUAUCAGAAAAAAUUCAUCUUCCUCGACUUUAUCGAUUGUACCUUCCAUCGGAUAUGGAAGUUGAUACUCGAGAAUUUUUUAUUGAAUUAUCAAGAGUAUUCAACUGUCAAACCGAAGAAAUCGAUGCACAUUCAGCAGCUGCUUUUGCUUAUGAACAAUAUAAUAAAGACAAAUAG
Rotaria sordida is the source of this 234-nucleotide messenger RNA. The record is from the annotation of a GenBank genome assembly. NCBI's taxonomy places the organism in Eukaryota, Metazoa, Rotifera, Eurotatoria, Philodinida, Philodinidae.